This is a messenger RNA of Adineta steineri, 4593 nucleotides long. The record is from the annotation of a GenBank genome assembly. NCBI's taxonomy places the organism in Eukaryota, Metazoa, Rotifera, Eurotatoria, Adinetida, Adinetidae.
AUGGAUGAAGAGAAGACCGAUCAAAUAUUCGAUUCUACUAAAAAUACAAAUACAACAACAAAAUCAUUACUCACUUCCUUAAUAGCACAACCUGAACUAACUACCACUAUAGGAAAACGUAUUAUUCAAAAUUUUUGCCUUAUCUGGUUAGAUUCAAACAUUGACGAAUCAGAUGACGAUUGUUGUAACUUCAUUGCUCAUCUACGACGCGUAGUCAGUACUAUAAAUACAUUCACUGAUCGUGAUCAAUGCAUCGAUUUUCUCACUGAAACUAAUGAUGAAAAGGUGUUCAUGAUUGUGUCCGGUUAUCUUGGUCAACACAUAGUACCACUCAUCCAUGAUAUAUCGCGACUCGUUUCGGUCUAUGUAUUUUGUGAAAACAGGCUAAUACAUGAGCAAUGGGCUAAAGAAUGGUCCAAAGUGAAAGGUGUUUUCACAGAAAUCGAGCCCAUUUGUGAAGCACUUAAACAAUCACAGCAGCAAUCUGAACAUGAUUCUAUCGAGAUCAAUUUUGUUUCGGUGGGUGAGAUACUUAAUACAAAUUUGGAUCGACUCGACCAGUCAUUUAUGUAUACAAAAAUACUGAAAGAAAUAUUAUUUGAAGUUAAAUACCAUGACGAAUAUAUCAAAGACUUGACCACCUAUUGUCGUAACGUGUAUACUCACAAUGAUCGUGUGUUGAAAAUGAUUGAUCAGUUCGAACAAGAAUAUCACGAUCAUUCACCGGUUUGGUGGUAUACUCACGAGUCGUUUCUCUAUGAAAUGCUCAACCGGGCUCUGCGUAAUCUGGACAUAGAUAUCAUCAUAAAAAUGGGCUUUUUCAUUCGAGAUCUUCAUUCACACAUUAAACAACUUCACUCGGAACAAUUGCAUGCCUACAAUGGACGAUCAUUUUUUGUUUACCGAGGCCAAGGCUUGCCAAAGAUGGACGCUGAAAAACUAAUCACAAAAAAGGGUGGACUCAUUUCAUUCAACAAUUUUUUGACGACUAGCAUGGAUCGAAAUGUCGCUUUUAUGUUUGCUGAGGCUAGUACAUCCAAUCCAGAUUUGAUAGGAAUUCUCUUUGAAAUUAAUAUUGAUCCAUCGAUUUCAUCAGCUCCUUUUGCACGUCUCGAUGAUAUCAGUUACUAUUAUGACACAGAAAAGGAGAUUCUCUUCUCGAUGCACACCGUUUUUCGCAUCAAUGCUAUUGAAAAAAUGAACGCUGGUACAGAGUUCUGGAAGGUGGAGCUUACCCUGACGAGUGACGACGACGAGCAGCUUAGAGCUCUCACUGAAAGCAUUCGGGAGGAAACUAAAGGAUCAACAGGGUGGCAUCGAUUAGGUGACUUGCUAAUAAAACUGGGCCACUAUAACAAGGCAGAGCAAAUCUACGCUGCAUUGCUCGAUGGUAUAUCUGAUAAUACUGAUAAAGUGACACUCUAUCAUCAAAUUGGCCGAAUCAAGGAAGAGCAAGGACACUAUGUAGAGGCAAUCUCGUUUUAUGAAAAAUCAAUCGAGCAAAAUCAUCCUGAUUUGGCUACUGCAUUCAACAACAUUGGUGCUGUAUAUGACAAGAUGCCUGAUUAUACAAAGGCGCUUUCAUUUUGUGAAAAAGCACUUGAAAUCCACCAAAACACUCUUCCUUCGAACUAUCCCGUGUUGGCUACUUCAUAUAACAAUAUCGGUAGAAUCUAUGACAACAUGGGCGAGUAUUCCAAAGCAUUUUCGUUCUAUGAAAAAGCACUUGAAAUCCACCAAAACACUCUUCCAUCGAACCAUCCUGUGUUGGCUACUUCAUAUAACAAUAUCGGCGGAAUUUAUGAUAACAUGGGCGAGUACUCGAAAGCACUUUCAUUCUAUGCAAAAGCUCUUGAAAUUUAUCAGAAAACUCUACCGUCCAAUCAUCGUGAUUUUGCUAUUUCCUACAACAAUAUCGGUGGAAUUUAUAAUACCAUGGGCGAGUGCUCGAAAGCACUUUCAUUCUACGAAAAAGCUCUUGAAAUCAGUCAAAAAACUCUUCCUCAGAAUCAUCCUUCGUUGGCUACUUCCUACAGCAAUAUCGGCCGAAUCUAUGACAACAUGGGCGAGUACUCGAAAGCACUUUCUUUCUAUGAAAAAGCUCUCGAAAUUUAUCAGAAAACUCUACCGUCAAAUCAUCCUGAUCUCGCUAGUUCAUACAACAAUAUCGGCGGAAUUUAUGAUAAUAUGGGCGAGUACCCGAAAGCACUUUCUUUCUACGAAAACGCUCUCGAAAUCUAUCAACAAACUCUACCGUCAAAUCAUCCUGAUUUCGCGACUUCUUACAACAAUAUUGGUACUAUUUAUAACAACAUGGGCGAGCACUCCAAAGCACUUUCCUUCUACGAAAAAGCUUUAAGAAUCUACCAAGAAACUCUCCCUCCGAACCAUCCUCGGUUGGCUACUUCCUACAAUAAUAUCGGUUGGAUUUAUAGGAGGAUGGGCGAGUACUCCAACGCAUUUUCAUUCUACGAAAAAGCUCUCGAAAUCAAUGAAAAAGCUCUCCCUCCGAACCAUCCUAGUUUGGCUGCUUCGUACAACAAUAUAGGUACUAUUUAUAACAAAAUAGUUGAGUAUUCGAAACCACUUUCUUUUUACAAAAAAGCUCUGAAAAUCUAUCAGAAAACUCUUCCUCCGAACCAUCCCUCGUUGGCUACUUCUUACAUUAAUAUCGGCGGAAUUUAUGAUAACAUGGGCGAGUACUCGAAAGCACUUUCAUUCUACGAAAAAGCUCUGGAAAUCUAUCAACAAACUCUACCGUCAAAUCAUCCUGAUUUCGCGACUUCUUACAACAAUAUUGGUACUAUUUAUAACAACAUGGGCGAGCACUCCAAAGCACUUUCCUUCUACGAAAAAGCUUUAAGAAUCUACCAAGAAACUCUCCCUCCGAACCAUCCUCGGUUGGCUACUUCCUACAAUAAUAUCGGUUGGAUUUAUAGGAGGAUGGGCGAGUACUCCAACGCAUUUUCAUUCUACGAAAAAGCUCUCGAAAUCAAUGAAAAAGCUCUCCCUCCGAACCAUCCUAGUUUGGCUGCUUCGUACAACAAUAUAGGUACUAUUUAUAACAAAAUAGUUGAGUAUUCGAAACCACUUUCUUUUUACAAAAAAGCUCUGAAAAUCUAUCAGAAAACUCUUCCUCCGAACCAUCCCUCGUUGGCUACUUCUUACAUUAAUAUCGGCGGAAUUUAUGAUAACAUGGGCGAGUACUCGAAAGCACUUUCAUUCUACGAAAAAGCUCUGGAAAUCUAUCAACAAACUCUACCGUCAAAUCAUCCUGAUUUCGCGACUUCUUACAACAAUAUCGGUGGAAUCUAUGACAACAUGGGCGAGCACUCCAAAGCACUUGGAUUCUAUGAAAAAGCACUCGAAAUCUAUCAAAGCACUCUUCCUUCAAAUCAUCCUUCGUUGGCUACUACCUAUAACAAUAUCGGCGGAAUCUAUGACAACAGGGGCAAGUACUCCGAAGCACUUUCAUUCUACGAAAAAGCUCUCGAAAUCUAUCAAGAAACUCUACCGUCAAACCAUCCUGAUCUCGCUAGUUCAUACAACAAUAUCGGCGGAAUUUAUAAUAACAUGGGUGAGUACUCGAAAGCACUUUCAUUCUAUGAAAAAGCUCUCGAAAUUUAUCGAAAAACUCUACCGUCAAAUCAUCAUGAUCUCGCUACUUCCUACAACAAUAUCGGCAUAGUAUAUGGCAAGAUGAACAAAUACUUGGCGGCUCUCUUAGUUUACGAAAAAGCGCUUGAAAUUUAUGAGAAAACUCUCCCGACAUAUCAUCCAAAUCGCUCUCAGUCCUACAAGAGCAUCGGUUUGCUGUAUGAUCACAUGGGUGAUCACUUGAAGGCGCUUUCCUUCUAUGAAAGAGCACUGGAAAUCGACCAAAAAGCUCUCCCUCCGAACCAUCCUGAUUUGGCUUUUUCCUACGAUAAAAUCGGUAGAGUGUAUAAUAACAUGGAAGACUAUUCAAAAGCACUUUCAUUCUACCAGAAAGCGCUUGAAGUCAACGAAAGUAGUCUUCCUCGGAAUCAUCCUGAUUUGACUAUUUCUUAUAAUAAUACAGCUUUGAUGUAUUGCAUAAUGAGAGACUACUCGAAUGCGCUUUUAUUCUAUAAAAAAGCUCUCGAAAUUCUUCAAAAAACGCUCCCUUCGGAUCAUCAUAAUUUGGCUACUGCUUUCAAAAAUAUUGGUGGUGUUUAUUAUAACAUGGGUAAUUACUUGGAAGCACUUUCAUUCUACGAACAAGCCCUAAAAAUUGACGAAAAAACUCUUCGUCUUGACCAUCAUGAUUUGGCUACUGCCUACAAUAACAUGGGUGCGUUAUAUGAUAACCUGAGCCGGUACUCUGAAGCACUUUCAUUUUAUGAAAAAGCCACUGAAUUUAUGGAAAAAGCUAUCCCAUCAAAUCAUACUCAGUUGGCUACGUUUUUGAAUAAUGUUGGUGGGGUAUAUUACAAAAUGAACAAGUAUUCAAAAGCACUUUCGUUCUAUCAAAAGGCACUUGAAAUUUACCAAAGUACUCUUCCACCAAAUCAUCCCCAUUUGGCUCAAUCCUACAAGAACAUCAGCUUGUUGCAGUCCAAGAUGGCCGAGUAA